UUGGCUAGGUGCAAGGCCGCGCAACCCGCGCGGGGCGGCAGCGGCGAUGCCGGACCCCGCGGCGCACCUGCCCUUCUUCUACGGCAGCAUCUCGCGCGCUGAGGCCGAGGAUCACCUGAAACUGGCGGGCAUGGCCGACGGGCUUUUCCUGCUGCGCCAGUGCCUGCGCUCGCUGGGCGGCUACGUGCUGUCGCUCGUGCACGACGUGCGCUUCCACCACUUCCCCAUUGAGCGGCAGCUCAACGGCACUUACGCCAUUGCGGGCGGCAAGGCACACUGCGGCCCCGCGGAGCUUUGCGAGUUCUACUCGCGCGACCCCGACGGGCUGCCCUGCAACCUGCGUAAGCCGUGCAACCGGCCAUCCGGCCUAGAGCCGCAGCCCGGCGUCUUCGACAACCUGCGCGACGCCAUGGUACGCGACUACGUGCGCCAGACGUGGAAGCUGGAGGGUGAAGCGCUGGAACAGGCUAUCAUCAGCCAGGCCCCCCAGGUGGAAAAGCUCAUUGCCACGACCGCCCACGAGCGGAUGCCCUGGUACCACAGCAGCCUGACGCGUGAGGAGGCUGAGCGCAAGCUCUACUCGGGGUCGCAGACUGACGGCAAGUUCCUGCUGAGGCCCCGGAAGGAGCAGGGCACAUACGCACUGUCCCUCAUCUAUGGGAAGACUGUGUACCACUACCUCAUCAGCCAGGACAAGGCGGGCAAGUACUGCAUUCCUGAAGGGACCAAGUUUGACACGCUUUGGCAGCUAGUGGAGUACCUGAAGCUGAAGGCUGAUGGGCUCAUCUACUGCCUGAAGGAGGCCUGUCCCAACAAUAGCGCCACCUCAGAGGCUGCUGCUCCCACGCUCCCAGCACACCCCUCCACCUUAACCCACCCUCAGAGACGGGUCGACACCCUCAACUCAGAUGGAUACACACCUGAACCAGCGCGCCUAGCGUCUUCAGACAAACAGCGGCCGAUGCCCAUGGACACGAGUGUGUAUGAGAGCCCCUACAGUGACCCCGAGGAACUCAAGGACAAGAAACUCUUCCUGAAGCGUGAGAACCUUCUCGUAGCUGACAUUGAACUUGGCUGUGGCAAUUUUGGCUCAGUGCGCCAGGGCGUCUACCGCAUGCGCAAGAAGCAGAUCGACGUGGCCAUCAAGGUGCUGAAGCAGGGCACGGAGAAGACGGACAAGGACGAGAUGAUGCGAGAGGCACAGAUCAUGCACCAGCUGGACAACCCGUACAUUGUGCGGCUCAUUGGCGUCUGCCAGGCUGAGGCCCUCAUGCUGGUCAUGGAGAUGGCAGGCGGAGGGCCCCUGCACAAGUUCCUGGUUGGCAAGAAGGAGGAGAUCCCUGUCAGCAAUGUGGCCGAGCUGCUGCACCAGGUGUCCAUGGGAAUGAAGUACCUGGAGGAGAAGAACUUUGUGCACCGUGACCUGGCUGCCCGCAAUGUUCUGCUGGUCAACCGGCACUAUGCCAAGAUCAGCGACUUUGGCCUCUCCAAGGCUCUGGGUGCUGACGACAGUUACUAUACUGCCCGCUCAGCAGGAAAGUGGCCGCUCAAGUGGUACGCGCCCGAGUGCAUCAACUUCCGCAAGUUCUCCAGCCGCAGUGACGUCUGGAGCUACGGAGUCACCAUGUGGGAGGCCUUGUCCUAUGGCCAGAAGCCCUACAAGAAGAUGAAGGGUCCUGAGGUCAUGAGCUUUAUCGACCAAGGCAAGCGGAUGGAGUGCCCACCGGAGUGUCCGCCUGAAUUGUACUCACUCAUGACUGACUGCUGGACCUACAAGUGGGAGGAUCGCCCAGACUUCCAGACCGUGGAGCAGCGCAUGCGGGCCUGUUACUACGGCUUGGCAAGCAAGGCUGAGGGCCUCCCGGGGUGCGCACAGGGAGCCGAGGCUGCAUGUGGCUGAGCCCUGGCUGCUCAGAGACUGUGGACCCCACUCCUGCUUUUCAUCUUCUGCCCUUGAGUUAGGUGGAGGUCAGCUCAGUGCUUUUCCUACCAACUGGGCUGUGGCUGUUGAGUCUGAGGCCUCAUUCCCUGCCUGUCCCCUCUCUGCCUGGGGAACAAUGGGGGGUCCUGAGAGGGCCAGGCUGAAGGGGGAAGACCCUGGGAAUUCUCAGAUGGCAAGAAGUACAUCCUUGGAAUAAACUCAGCU
Messenger RNA from Otolemur garnettii (small-eared galago), 2146 nucleotides. Its product is annotated as tyrosine-protein kinase ZAP-70. Gene Ontology annotation, molecular function: ATP binding; non-membrane spanning protein tyrosine kinase activity; signaling receptor binding. Gene Ontology annotation, biological process: innate immune response; cell differentiation; cell surface receptor protein tyrosine kinase signaling pathway. Lineage: Eukaryota; Metazoa; Chordata; Mammalia; Primates; Galagidae. Bases 47 to 1900 code for a protein of 617 amino acids. The record is from RefSeq and is a predicted model, not a curated record. The transcript has 12 exons. Gene Ontology annotation, cellular component: cytoplasm; extrinsic component of cytoplasmic side of plasma membrane.